CUCCCCAUCCGUUCGGGUUCACAUUGUGACGCUCCUGCAGCGCAGGUGGGUUCAUGUAGUUUUGCGGCUGGUCUAGCAGGUGAAAUGUGUUGUAGCGUGUACACAAUCGCACCUCUUGAAUACGUGUAGAUCUCACUGAACAGCCCGCUUGUUAGCGAGUGUGUGCACGGCGAGCGAAAGCAAACAAUCGCGUAUCGACAUGAAAUUGUUGUGUAGCAUGCCUCUAGCUGUGUAGUGGCAGUCAAAAUGAAGCGACGCUUGCAAGCUGAAGUCCAGCUGACCCCAUUGAAAAGCUGUUCUGUGAGCGCGACGAAAGUAAUCGACUGAAAUGUUUGCUGACGACAGCAACGCACAUUUGCUGAGGGAAUUGUGCAGAGUGUGUCUAAAAUCAGCGAGAAAGAUGUAGAGGACAUUCACAACCUUUCCAUUCGGUUGUUAGGGUUGAUCUAAAACCUAUUAGGACGUAGUGUGUGCAGACGUUGGAGAAGAGAAGUGGGAAAUCAUAAUGCCAGAGCAGGCAGAAUACGAAUGGGUCAAGGAAGGAGGUGCGUCUUCAGAUGAUGAUCAGGAUGCUGACGACACGUGUCGGGGUGCGGACGAAAACUUCCGCCAAGUCCUGUCUAAAAUACUCCUCUCUCGUCCCACGCCCAGCAGCAGUGGGCGUACUGCAAUCCGCAGAAGCACUGGCGGUUGUCGGAUAUGCCAUUCAGCCGCAGUGCCAGCUGAUUCCUGUGUGAGACGGAGAAGACACUCACUAACAAACUGCCCAGGAAGCGCCAGCACUGGAAGCAGCAGCAACUGCAACGCCGACCCUGGGGGUCAGGAGAAGUGGAUUGGCUGUAGAAUGUGCUUCUACUCCGGCUACGACCGCCUGGAUGGCCAUUGGCAAAUGCGACCACCAACAGAGUCAGUGAUCGAAAGUAACACACGCAGCAACAGCUGGGGAUCCUUUAGCACUGGCGCUGGUGCUGGAGAUGCUGCUGGUGCUGAUGCUGCUAUAAGUAACACAGUCGACGCAGUGUGUGGAGUGGAUGGCUGGAGCACUAGUACAACAACGUUUAGUACCAGUCGAGAUUGGAAUAGUCACCCUCUUCCUGAUGUGCCAGCAGACACAGCACUGUCAGCAGUGUUGCCUGAAAGUGAAACAGGUACUGCAGUAGCUGGUACUAGCAGUGGCAGCAGGGAUGGUGUCCCCACAGUGGCCCAACUGCUGCAGGAGUUGCCAGCAGAGCAGAGAGUUGCAGUGUUGAGAGGUGCAGUCCAGCACUGCACGGCUUCUGUACUGAGGAAACUGGUGGAGAUUCUACUGGACAGUAAGGAACAGCCGUGGACGUGGGUGCUCGGUGAGGCUGAUGAAGAUGUACCCUACGACACUAUGGUCACUAAGGCACUCAAGUUAGAAGAAGAGGAGCAGAAGCAGAAGGAUGAGGAAGACGCGCGGAAAGCGCAAGAACUGGCCAUGAAGCAAGCAGAGGAAAAAGCAGAAGCUGCUAGAAAAGAGCGAGAAGCACGGAGAGUACGUUUGCUAUCAGAAGAGGAAGAAAGAAUAAAACGGGAACAUGACGCGUUCGCGGCGGAACUAAGACAGAAAGAAGCAGAGAUGAUCUACGCAACCGCAAAGGAAGCACGCUUAGCAGCGCAGCGUUCCGAAGAGGAGAAGGCACGGAGAAGAGAGGAGCAGGAGCAGCUCCUCCAGCGGCGAGCACGAGAGCAGGAAGAAAAGGAUCGCCGUGAGGAGCAGCUGGAGAGAGAACGGCUAGAAAAGGAGGCGGCACGCAAGUCGCAAGAAAUCUACGUCAACAUGCGGCAGCUCAGAAUACAACAGGAGGCAUCAGAACGCGAAGUAGUGGAGGCCGAAUGGAGGAAACAAACGGAAAGAGCUAAAGAGUACGAGACUGAACGACGGCGAUCCAUGCAGAGAGCCAAGGAAGUCAAGCAGACUAGUAAUGGACAGCUGAUGAAAAGAAUGAGAGAGCUAUCCACCCCUCCUGCUGUCGUACUUCUGGACACGAAAUCUACGCAAGGGCACACGCCGCCUCCGCUUAGUAGAUCUCCAAGGCCGGGAAAUACCGCCACGCUACCGCCGGUUCCCAGUGGUCCACGUCCGGGCCUGGGACCACCCAGCGGGUCACUACCUCGACAAACCAAACGAGCCGCACGGCCAGCCAACAAAGCUGAAGUCAUCCAGUGGUUCCGCGAUGUGGAGUGGUCUCGCCGCAUAGUCUGUGACAAAUCAGGAAGGGUCUGUCCUUGGUUUCAUGGAAUUCUGACUCGCGCUCACGCCGAGCAGCUACUGGACGGCAAGCCUCCGGGCACAUUCCUGAUUCGCGUCAGUGAGAGGAUCUGGGGAUACACAGUCUCCGUGGCAUCCACUUACAAGUGCAAGCAUUUCCUCGUCGACGCUGCAGCCGUGGGUAAGUAUCAGUUCUUCGGUGAUAAUCAGAAGGUUCAUGACGAUCUGCACAGCUUGAUAGAGUUUCAUCAGAAGUAUCCAAUCUCAGUGGCCGGUCAGGAACUGUUGAUGACGCCGCAGGCUCAAGUCGGCCGUGUACCGGACUACCAGGAGCUCGUUCAGUGAGGCUGGCUUGCAACAAUGAUGCGUAGCGGCAUUGGCCAUUGCAGUGAGGUUGGCAUACAGUAAUGAUGGGAGCGGCUUUGCAGUGAGGUUGGCAUACAGGAAUGAUGCGUAACGGCAUUGCAGUGGUAUGGCUUCUGCUGCUGCUACUGCUUCUCAUGAUGUCAUUAGCUCACAUAGUAUGAUGUCAUACAACUGGCCACUGAGCACAGCCACAGUGGUGCAGAGAAUGCAUGAAUCAGUGUGCUUGACACGAGCCCUGCAGUCGGCCCAGGGUUGCACUGGGCCGCACCACAAGCACUUCACUCCAUCUUUCGAGAAGUGUUAUUCACAUUAUCACUGGCCACCUCAUCCAAGGACCAGCUACCUGUAUCUCAUUUAGGGUGCAAUAUUUGUGAUUCUACACUGCUCACACUACCCUAGAAUUUCCCCUAAACCAUCUUGACACAGUUAGACUACCUAAUAUGGAAAACUAUCACAAAAUAGGAUACCAGCGUAGAACAGCUAGAUACAGCUCAUCAACAGAGGGCAUAGUACAGUUCCAUGUGGCUGAUUCUGAUUAUUACUACACCAUGUUACCACGUUUUUACACUUGCAGUUUUCAAACCAUAUGUGUAGCAUAUUUUUUCCUCGAUAAUUAUCAAUCUUUUAAAAAUCGAAUAUUUUAUUACUUGGCUGCAUCCUGGCAGAUCAAUAAUAUUAUGCCAUCUUCAA
Sycon ciliatum is the source of this 3289-nucleotide messenger RNA. RefSeq names its product SH2 domain-containing protein 4B-like. Gene Ontology annotation, cellular component: cytoplasm. Lineage: Eukaryota; Metazoa; Porifera; Calcarea; Leucosolenida; Sycettidae. The coding region runs from base 506 to 2578 and encodes 690 amino acids. The transcript is spliced from 7 exons. The record is from RefSeq and is a predicted model, not a curated record.